ACGGUCCCAGCCUGCCCCGCGCGGGCCAACGAGAACCAGCCGGGUGACUCACCUCUGCCGCGCUAACUCUUCGCAGCGCUUCCUUUCACGCACGCUCAUCCCGACUCGAGAUGGCGGCGGCGACGGCAGCGACGGCGGCGGCCGGCGACUCAGACUCUUGGGACGCGGACACGUUCUCUAUGGAGGACCCGAUGCGGAAGGUCGCGGGCGGCGGCACGGCCGGCGGGGACCGCUGGGAGGGCGAGGACGAGGACGAAGACGUGAAGGAUAACUGGGAUGAUGAUGAUGACGAAAAUAAAGAGGAAGCAGAAGUAAAACCAGAAGUAAAAAUUUCAGAAAAGAAAAAAAUAGCAGAAAAGAUAAAAGAGAAAGAACGGCAGCAGAAGAAAAGGCAAGAAGAAAUUAGAAAGAGGUUAGAAGAGUCUGAAGAACCUAAAGUGCUAACACCUGAAGAGCAAUUAGCAGAUAAACUUCGGCUAAAGAAGCUACAGGAAGAGUCAGACCUUGAAUUAGCAAAAGAAACUUUUGGUGUUAAUAAUACAGGUUAUGGAAUAGAUGCUAUGAACCCAUCUUCAAGAGAUGAUUUCACAGAGUUUGGAAAGUUACUAAAAGAUAAAAUUACACAAUAUGAAAAAUCACUAUAUUAUGCCAGUUUUUUGGAAGCCUUAGUUCGAGAUGUCUGUAUUUCAUUGGAAAUUGAUGACUUGAAAAAGAUUACCAAUUCAUUGACUGUGCUUUGCAGUGAAAAACAGAAGCAAGAAAAGCAAAACAAAGCCAAAAAGAAGAAGAAAGGUGUGGUUCCUGGAGGGGGAUUAAAGGCCACUAUGAAAGAUGACCUGGCAGACUAUGGUGGAUAUGAUGGAGGAUAUGUACAAGACUACGAAGACUUCAUGUGACAUUCUAUCUUCUCCUGGUGUCUUCUUUCUGUUGCCCACAAUCCCUUCAACAUGUAGCACAACUUCCUUUCCUUUCAGUUCUGCCAAAUGCUACAAUCAGAAGUGCA
Alexandromys fortis (reed vole) is the source of this 1003-nucleotide messenger RNA. It is a transcript of the gene Eif3j, whose product is annotated as eukaryotic translation initiation factor 3 subunit J. The transcript is spliced from 8 exons. Gene Ontology annotation, molecular function: translation initiation factor activity. Gene Ontology annotation, cellular component: eukaryotic translation initiation factor 3 complex; cytoplasm. The coding region runs from base 111 to 896 and encodes 261 amino acids. NCBI's taxonomy places the organism in Eukaryota, Metazoa, Chordata, Mammalia, Rodentia, Cricetidae. The record is from RefSeq and is a predicted model, not a curated record.